GGAGUCUGACAAGUAAAGAACAUCUUCUCCUUCAUUCAGCCGCAACAAGCGUCGACAAUCAGCUGAGAAGAAUUGAGCAAAUUAUUUACCUUCUAGCUUCUUCCCGGACGGUAACGAUCAGCAAGGUCUCGGCUCUCCACACGCAAUUAUCGAACGAGUGAAGGCCACCCUGAGAGCCGUCAAUAGGGAAAGGAACGGAGCAGAGAUUUGGAGGAGGGUGGGGGUCUUCGCCACACAUGCCCUUUUUUGUGGACCUGUAAGGAACAGCACCGACCCCGAGCCUCUGUCUGUGCUGCUGCAGUUCUCUAAAAGCUGUUGAUGCGGAGGUGAUGGACGGUUCUUUCUGUCGCCCAGCGGGGGUCCUCGGUUCCCCCCUGGCUUCUGGGAGCCGGCCCGCGGGCUCAGACAUCCUCGCCUUUAGCGGGAGCAGCAAGCCUCUCUCUUUUUCCAUCGACCGGAUUAUGGCCAGGACACCCGAACCCAGGUCGAUUCCGCUUCCCACCUGGUACCAGCCCGCUCCCGCGGGAAACCCCGAUGCGUGCCCGUCUUCGCUCCAUUGUAUGAUUCCACUGGUGCCGCUUGGAUACGAAACGGCGCACCGGUUCAGCAUACCCGGUCUGGAAGGAAGUCACUUUGACACCUGCUCUCUGCCGGCCUCAGCGGAGAUUUUCGGCUUUGGACUGAACUGUACGAACCCACAAGAGGACGCUUCUGUCAGCCAAACUAUCGGCCAGUACAAACUCUUCAGACCCCGGGUCGUCAACCAGUCGUCCUUGUCCGCUAUGGGGACCGUGUGCUACCUGAACUGCAGCGGAGACGGCGGCGCCUGCACCCAAACCACCGGUCUGGUCAACCUGCACCCAAUGGCGUCGUAUCUGCUGACCGCCCGUCACAAAGCUCUGAUGGUGGAGAAAAGCAAAGCCAGCCUGCAGCCUCCGAGUGAGCGCUUCUCAAUCUCAGCGUCUCAGCAGAGCCACGUCCAGAAUUACAUGAAGGACCGGGAUCAGAUGCUGAAAGGCUCCGCGGCAGCCGUCCGGCUCGGCGCCUCCUGCCACAACAGCAAGCCCAAAGUUUUCACCUGUGAGGUCUGCGGGAAGGUGUUUAAUGCGCAUUACAAUCUGACGCGCCACAUGCCCGUGCACACGGGCGCCCGGCCUUUCGUGUGUAAGGUCUGCGGGAAAGGUUUCCGCCAGGCAAGCACGCUCUGCCGGCACAAGAUCAUCCACACUCAGGAAAAGCCUCACAAAUGUAACCAGUGUGGAAAAGCCUUCAACCGGAGUUCCACCUUAAACACGCACACACGCAUCCACGCAGGCUACAAACCUUUUGUGUGUGAGUUUUGUGGGAAAGGAUUCCAUCAAAAAGGGAACUACAAGAAUCACAAGUUGACCCACAGUGGGGAAAAACAAUUUAAAUGUUCCAUCUGCAGCAAGGCAUUUCAUCAGGUCUACAACCUCACCUUCCACAUGCACACGCACAAUGACAAGAAGCCCUUUACCUGUCCCACUUGUGGUAAAGGUUUCUGCAGGAACUUUGAUCUGAAGAAACAUGUCAGGAAGCUGCAUGACCCAGCUGGUGGCCAGUCACCCCUGGAGUCUUGAGAGACCUGAACAAUCACCCUGUCUCACUUAUCCCCUGUUGCCUGUCAGAAAUGUGUGAACGUAAACCCUUCUACAUCUUCAGGUGUCAGAAAAAAGGGUUAAUAAAAAUCAUAUUUCAUUUUGUGCAUUUUUUUAACACACAACUGAUUAAUGAAGAUGGGUAUUGUAAAGUAUUUAAACCAUAAACCCCAAUGCUAUGAUUUUGAAACAUGUCUCCUUAUGUUUGUUUUUCUAAAAUACAGCAAACAUAUUAAACCAACCACUUAAGUCAUUUUACAGAAUUCAUAAGUUUAACAAUUUUACACGUUUUUUAAUUAUUGCUUUUCUUUUCUUUUUUUGCUUGCUGGGCUGAGCUUAGUGCUUUUGCCUGGUUCAAAUCCCAGCUGGGACCUUGCUGUGUGGAGUUAGCAUGCUCUUACCAUACAUGUGUGGGUUUUCUCCAGGUACUCUUGUUUCUUCCCACAGUCUAAAUACAGUCUUCAUAAGUUAAUUGGUAACUCUAAAGUGUCCCUUGGGAUGUACAAGUACGUGUGUGGUGAAGUGUGUUUGCCCUGUGACAGACUGGCAGUCUGUCCAGGCAGUACUUUGCCUUCACCCAACAGUUUAGCCAGGACAGGCUCUGGCAUCCCCAUGACCCCCACAGAGAUAUAGGGGCUUAAUAAAAUGGAUGGAUGGUUUUUUUUUGUUAUUGUAGCAUUUUUAAUUCAGUCAUAAAUGUUCUUUAACAACUAUAUUUCAGUGACUACGUUGACAUGUAUUCAGAAUAUUAUGAAUAAAAAAUACCAUAUUCAGAAUACUUAGUUUACCUUCUUUUAAGAAUAUUUGAGUAAUACACUAUCAGCAGUUGUGACAUCAUGAGAGUGCAUUGAUUUUUUGUUAACAAGUCUCUUAAGGCCAAGAAAAUGAUAACUGCAAGAAAUUGUGUACACAUUUAUAUUUUUACCAGUGCAGCAGUCCAGAGAGGCAGGUGAGGCUGUGCCUUACCUGCAAAA
Messenger RNA from Oryzias latipes (Japanese medaka), 2593 nucleotides. It is a transcript of the gene fezf1, whose product is annotated as FEZ family zinc finger 1. Gene Ontology annotation, biological process: embryo development; regulation of transcription by RNA polymerase II. The record is from RefSeq and is a predicted model, not a curated record. Gene Ontology annotation, cellular component: nucleus. Lineage: Eukaryota; Metazoa; Chordata; Actinopteri; Beloniformes; Adrianichthyidae. Gene Ontology annotation, molecular function: DNA-binding transcription factor activity, RNA polymerase II-specific; RNA polymerase II transcription regulatory region sequence-specific DNA binding.